Messenger RNA from Enhydra lutris kenyoni (northern sea otter), 1723 nucleotides. It is a transcript of the gene OSTM1, whose product is annotated as osteopetrosis associated transmembrane protein 1. Gene Ontology annotation, biological process: osteoclast differentiation. Gene Ontology annotation, cellular component: cytosol. The record is from RefSeq and is a predicted model, not a curated record. Lineage: Eukaryota; Metazoa; Chordata; Mammalia; Carnivora; Mustelidae. The transcript is spliced from 6 exons. The coding region runs from base 55 to 1059 and encodes 334 amino acids.
CCAGCUGGGGGUGGAGAGGCGGCAGGGAGUCCCUUGGGGUUUGUCAACCCAGCAAUGGGUCCGGGCGCGACAGUCGCGCGGCGGAGGUCGUUGCUUCUGCCGCGGCUGCUGCUGGUGCCGCUGCUGUGGUCGGGGCUGGCUCUGGGCGCUCUCGCCGUGGUCAGCAGACCCUACAGGGUCCUUCACGACCUCCUGUCGGAGCAGCAGUUGCUGGAGGUGGAGGACUUGUCCCUGGCGCUGCUGCAAGGCGGAAGGCUGGGGCCGCUGUCACUACCGCCGGACCUGCCGGAUCUGGAUCCCGAGUGUCGGGAGCUGUUACUGGACUUCGCCAACAGCAGCGCAGAGCUGACCGGGUGCCUAGUGCGCAGCGCCCGGCCGGUGCGCCUCUGUCAGACCUGCUACCCCCUCUUCCAACAGGUCGCCAACAGGAUGGACAACAUCAGUCGAGCCGUGGGGAAUACCUCAGAGAGUCAUAGUUGUGCCAAAAGUCUCUUAAUGGCAGAUAGAAUGCAGAUAGUUGUGAUUCUGUCUGAGUUUUUUAAUUCCACCUGGCAGAAGGCAAAUUGUGCAAAUUGUUUAACGAACAAAAGUGAAGAAUUAUCAAAUAGCACACAAUACUUCCUCAGUCUAUUUAAUCAAACCUUGACCUGCUUUGAGCAUAACCUCCAGGGGAGCAUUCACAGUCUUCAGCAGUUAAGGAAUUAUUCAGAAGUUUGCAAAAACUGUCGUGAAGCAUACAAAACUCUGAGUAGUUUGUACAACGAAAUGCAGAAAAUGAAUGAACUUGAGAAUAAGGCUGAAUCUGGAACACAUUUAUGCAUUGAUGUGGAAGAUGCAAUGAAUAUUACCCGAAAACUUUGGAGUCGAACUUUCAAUUGUUCAGUCCCUUGCAGUGACACAGUGCCUGUCAUCGCUGUUUCUGUGUUUAUUCUCUUUCUACCUGUUGUCUUUUACCUCAGUAGCUUUCUUCAUUCGGAGCAAAAGAAACGCAAACUCAUUCUACCCAAACGUCUCAAGUCCAGUACCAGCUUUGCAAACAUUCAAGAAAAUUCAAACUGAAAUCUACAAAACGGAGAAUUAACAUCACGUUCCAUAGAUGAAUGGUGGAAGAUACAGCUUGGUCCGAAAGAAGAUAAACUGAUUUUGACAAGUCAAGUUCCUAAGAAAUGCAAGAACUUCAGAUUUAUUUUUAAAUAAGAAUUUUCCAUUUUUCUUUCCUUUUCCAUCCCCUUUUUAAGGGUUUGGGUAUUUUUAAUAUCCAGGCCUAGCAAUGUCAUCUAUUUUAAAGUGUAUUUGUUAUAAUAACAUAAGGUGCAAGAACAAUCUUCAUUUUAUUUUGUAGGCAUAUUAUUACUCUUUGAGACUUCUAGUAUCUCCUUAUAAAUGUAGUACUUAAGUAGCAGAGUUUUUGAAAACUAACAUUUAAAAAUUAAUCAGUUAUAGCAAAGACUUUGGAAAAAGAAAUAUACUUGCCAAAAGUAGCCGGUCCAAAGAUUAAAUUCACCAUUGCAGUAUUAUUGUUACAUAUAUAUUUAAUAUCAUAUAUAUUAUAAAUAAUAUGUGACUCAAUCUCUAGUUUCCUUAAAGUUACUUUUGAAACCACUAAUUAUAAACCUCCCUAGCAAUUUUUAGAAGCAGGAAGGCACAUUACAUUUAUCUUUGUAAAAAGAUAUAUGGUAACUGGUUUCUUACUUAACUUUUAUAAAUAGUAUUUUGCGCCUUA